AUGGCAAUGCUAGACCAGACCGCCGAGCUCCAUGCUUUUGAGUCAGGGAAACAUUGGGUUCCCUACUACAACGCCUUGGUCAAUGGGUCUUGGACUUGGCGACAACAGAACAAGACACUAAUCAGCUUCCUUAUCAUGCACCGGGAGCGUCUUGCUCCAUACCCGUGGGCACCCAGGGAGAGCUGGUUAGUGGGAUGGGCCCUUACUCAACAAACACAAACGCCAUUGUGGAAUUUCCUGGUGUGGUCGCUGCACCAAGAACAUCCUCGAGAAGAGGAUGUGACGAUCAAGAUCUUCGAGCAACACCUGAAAGUGUGGGCCGAUGUCUUUGAGAGUCAGGAAAUGAAAGACUAUGUGAGUACCACGGCUCACCAAAAGAAGUGUUUCAUUCUCCAUCAGCGGAAAAUCGGGGCGCCGUGGACUGCGCUCUACCUCGCUUCCGAUCGAGCGCACGUACAAGUGGCGCUGAACGCCUGGAUGGAGCAUCGGGCUCAGUACAUGCCUAGACAAAGUCAGGAUGAUGAGUCCACAAUGAUCCUGGAUGGUGAAGGUAAGGGUCAUGAUGAAGAUUAUGAUAAAAUGGACUGGACCGCGACCAAGGAGGAUGCUCAUUCUUAG
This is a messenger RNA of Exophiala dermatitidis NIH/UT8656, 618 nucleotides long. RefSeq lists its product as uncharacterized. The transcript has a single exon. Lineage: Eukaryota; Fungi; Ascomycota; Eurotiomycetes; Chaetothyriales; Herpotrichiellaceae. The record is from RefSeq and is a predicted model, not a curated record. Bases 1 to 618 code for a protein of 205 amino acids.